This is a messenger RNA of Bombyx mori (domestic silkworm), 1143 nucleotides long. RefSeq lists its product as uncharacterized. Lineage: Eukaryota; Metazoa; Arthropoda; Insecta; Lepidoptera; Bombycidae. The transcript is spliced from 3 exons. The record is from RefSeq and is a predicted model, not a curated record. Bases 663 to 1052 code for a protein of 129 amino acids.
UUGUAAUAUGCAAUAGGAACAUCUGACAGCAGUAAUCAUGGUGGUAAUGAAUAGAACCUUAUCUUUCGAAGCGGUUUAGGCCGCACGCAGAGGAAUUCCGUGCCAGGCACAUUUCCCUAUCGCGAACGAUUCUGAACUUCGUAGUACCCGACGUAACCGCCUGCUAUAUUUCAAAGGUUAAGUAGGUCGUAAUUCCGUGAUUACAGCUCGUUUUUGCAUUGACUUUAGGCUAUGAUAAAAGUUUAUGUCAUAACCUUAAAAGUUUGAAACUAGACAUGAUAACCGAGUCGUUUACUAUAACCGUAGGUAUUUAUAAUUACAUCACAAUAAAGAAUUCGUAUAAUUAAAUUUUAUUGUCAUUAACUAUUUUAUAAACUCAUUCUUUUAUCACAUCUAAUUUUGAUGGAAAUUGUCUUAAAAUCGUCUUAAAUCACACACUAAUUUUGAUCGCAAUAAAUUAAAAAAGCAACUUAAUAUUACAACAACGUUUUCGGAAUAAUGAUAUUAAUCAAGGCAGUUUUACUCGUGAAUAAGGACUCAACGUCUACAAUUACGACAAUGUUUUGAAAACGUUAAUCGCAACCGUGGUAAAUUUGAUUCGGAGUCGACUGUGGGAAUAAUUUGUAUUGUUUUCACCUUCGUGUUACGCGGACGACAUCACAAUGGAUUUGCAGGUCGUUGGUCUCAUCUCUUUGCUAUCUCUUGUGAAUGGGUUUAACUAUCAGCAGCGAUGUUUAUUGUAUAACAAGCGUUGCGUAUCGUACUGUCCACGUUUGAUGCAUCCGUAUCACACAAGAUGUGAUGCGAACACAAUUUCUCAAAGGACUUGCGACAAUCCACAAAUUUACGAAAUGGGUUAUACAUGUGGAUGGUCUAGAUGUGAUUGCAAUGGUGAUUUGGUACUAGACGAAGAAACAGGACUUUGUGUUGACUUGGACGCUUGCCAACUUAAAAAUGUCAAAUCUAAAAAAUCUAAAUCAAGAAAGUCUUACGGGUUACGAAAGAAUCUAAGAGUUGACAAUGAUGACGACAAUCCUAUCCGACAAAUGUGAAUAGUUUAGUUUUAGUUUUAUGAUAUUUGGAUAACAAAAUAAGGAAAAAGAUGUGUUUUUGGGAAAUGUAAUAAAAAUAAUUUAUAAGAGU